GCCGCCGACCUGGUGUCAUUGGGCUGCGAGCAGCGGACGCGGCGGCCGCGGGACAGGCACGGCCAUGGCGGGCGCUCUGGCGCGGAAAGCGGCGGACUAUGUCCGCAGCAAGGACUUCCGCGACUACCUCAUGAGCACGCACUUCUGGGGACCUGUGGCCAACUGGGGCCUUCCCAUCGCUGCCAUCAACGACAUGAAGAAAUCUCCUGAGAUCAUCAGCGGGCGGAUGACGUUCGCCCUCUGUUGCUACUCGUUGACCUUCAUGAGAUUUGCCUACAAGGUCCAGCCACGAAACUGGCUCCUGUUUGCCUGCCAUGCGACCAAUGAGGUGGCCCAGCUCAUUCAGGGAGGACGGCUCAUCCAAUAUGAGAUGACCAAGAAGGCCUCCGCAUAGGACGGGCUGAGGCUGCUCCGAGGGCCAGCGUCGCCAGCUGCCGCUGCUGAGUCACAGAGCUGCUCCCCGCCCGCCCCGACCCUGCCAGGGCCCACGGGCAAGGCUGUUUUUACCAACCGUGCACACUGUUUUUAUGGAAAUAGCCGAGUCCCUGACCCAGCUCUGCUGCCUUACCGUGCGACCUUCUCCCUUCUCUCCAUGCAGAGCAGCUCCAUAUGCAAUUAAUUUGGCAACUUCCAAUGAUGGUUUUGUUUGCAAUAAUAUUAUAGAAUAUUGUCUAUUCAAAUAUAAUUCAUAAAAAGGGAUGGGAACACAGUUGACAAGCUUGCUGGGGCUUAGGUCCUGGGGUCCCCGACUCUUCCUGACGGUCAUGAUGCCCACGCCCGGGCAGUGACCUCCACGCGGGAGCGCUGCUUUGUAUUUCCACGCAGUGUGUAUAUUGGGAUGCUGUAACUUAAUGGCAAUAAAUGAUUUAAAUAUU
Messenger RNA from Ochotona curzoniae (black-lipped pika), 875 nucleotides. RefSeq names its product mitochondrial pyruvate carrier 1 (gene MPC1). Gene Ontology annotation, biological process: pyruvate import into mitochondria. Gene Ontology annotation, cellular component: mitochondrial inner membrane. The coding region runs from base 65 to 394 and encodes 109 amino acids. The record is from RefSeq and is a predicted model, not a curated record. The transcript is spliced from 5 exons. NCBI's taxonomy places the organism in Eukaryota, Metazoa, Chordata, Mammalia, Lagomorpha, Ochotonidae.